This is a messenger RNA of Bradysia coprophila, 1851 nucleotides long. Its product is annotated as cytolytic toxin-alpha-like. The record is from RefSeq and is a predicted model, not a curated record. Lineage: Eukaryota; Metazoa; Arthropoda; Insecta; Diptera; Sciaridae.
UUCAAACAUCGUUAUAGAGGCCAACUUGCAAUGCAGCAGCAUUCUUUAAGUAAAUCCUUUACGAGAUUUGCUUAAGUCUGCUCAGAUAAGAUAAGACAUUUCACCUGUCCAGAUACUACAAGCUGUGAACAGUGAACCGAAUUACUCAGUUGCACUUUCGGUUUAGGUAUAAAAAAGCGAACUUGUGAUUCAAUGGCAAAAACCAAUUGUUAAAAUGGAGAAUCCAACAAUAACACGAGCUGCACUGGGUCGAAUUGCAUCGCUGGGCGAUAUUUACGAUGCCAGAAAAGACGAUUUCAUUCGGAUACCAAUUUUUAAGAAGAAAAUUCCAAGCGAUUGCCUGACGUCCACUGAUAAUCACUUUGCCGACAUUGUUUUCAUACAUUCGGAUACAUUCACCGAAAAGUUUUCUAAAUUGGAUGUUAGGGCUGAAUUACAAGUGAGUGUUCUGUGUGGUUUGCUUACACUAGAGGGAGCCGGAUGUUAUUUGAGUGACGAGAAAACAUCCGCCAGAAGUGUUAAGAGUUCGUUACUUUACAAUCUGAAGACCAAGGAAGAAUCGUUGAACGUCUAUCAUGAAGAGCUAAAAGAGGCGUAUUCCAUUGAUGCCAUUCUGUCUGGAAUCGGAACUCAUCUUGUUGUUGGUAUAUCAUGGGGAGCGAAUUGUUUGUUGUCCUGCGAGUAUCGAAAUGUCGAGGCAAAAGACAACAAGGAAAUCGAAGGUAGUUUAACCGCUCAACUGAGAAAAGCAUCGUUGGCUAUAUCGGGACAGGCCGGAGUUCAAUUUACCAACGUGGAUCAGGACAUCAAUUUUGAUAUUCGUAUUUUUGGGGAUGUUCUGCCACAAAACGAAGAUCUACCAACGACAAUUGAAGGGGGCAUCAAUCUGAUGAAACAAAUGCCGACUUUGUUAGAGAACUGUAACCAGGGCCGGGGAAAGCCUUUAUCUUAUCGCCUAUUUCCGAUCUCAUCGUUGACAAAGUACCUGAAUUGCCAGAUUCAGCCAGAUUCGAUGAUUAAAGUAUUGGAAGAGGAUUGCCUGCUAAGGAUUGUCCAUCUAUUUGAAGAUAUGUCGAAGACUCGGCAAGAACUGGCCGAUUUUUAUCAGGACGCUGUUGACAAUAAAGUGUGUCUGGUCCCGGAAGACCUGUCCUCCAUAACGAAUUUCAAGCGGGAAUUUGCUGUCGAUGAAAUAAAGUUCCGUAAAACCAUGUCCACCACACUGACCGCAAUCCGUUCCGGAAAGACUGAUGUGGUAGCGUUGGAAGAACUCAUUGACCAAUACAAAUCGUGCAAUUUCUCGCCCGUCAACUUCUCCAGCCAACUAACGAAAUGGGAGCAUAUCAUCCGGAAAAUUGCGUUCACCAAAUCGUUACGAGCAUUCGGCGCAAAAUACAUUGGCUUCGGGAAGUCGUUGGACGAUGAAAUUCUGCGACAUUUCGAAUCAAAAAUUUUCGUUUUGUACUUUAAGGAAUCGGCGAAAAUUCAGUUCAUGAAUGUGUGGACGGAAAAUCGUCAACUGUUUCUGAAGGAAAUGAAAAAGGGAGGCUGCAAGUACUUCGCUGUUGACUGUGAUGUUCAUCCCGACCUGUGGCCGGCAAUCGGAAUUUCGAUCCAAGUGUUUGUCAAUGGAACGUGCGUCACUGAAAAUCUAUUGGCGGAUCCAGACUUUGUAGUUGAAAAAUGCUGUGCAGAGAAUGACGAUCAAUUGCCGCUCGAAAAUAGUACAACAAAUUUGUAACGUCUGCGGGAAGGUUCCAAUAUCAAGACGGUUCUUAAAGACCCAUCUGACGGUAGCAAGUGUUGAACUAAUUAAAAAUGUAAAUUCCAGAGCCGAAUAUAUCGAAAGAC